CUGAGCGUACUAGUACAGUACAGGUGUGAGUAACUGGUAGAGGCGCUCCUGACAGGACCCUAGGCUAGGCUAGCUAGAUCCCUAGGCCUCAGACCCAGUGGUUUGAAGUCUAAGGGUCUGAGGGUGUGAGGGUUUUCUCUCAGCCUUGCAGUCCGCCAUAAAUACUAAGAAAUUCAUUCUUCUGAGUCACGACGUUCUUCUCUCAUACAUCCAUACUUCAUAUAUCUUUUACUGGCAACUCUUCCCAAUCGACACAUACGAAACAAUGGCCACCCAAGAAGACGAACAGUCGCUUUCCAAGCAGCUGGCCGGUAUGUCGGUUCCCAACAACAUCGUCUCAACCUCUCCCACAGCCACCUUCUCCAGCCUUCUCAGCCCGAGGGGCAGCUUCGGGCGCACUCGUGCACCCCCACCAGCAAAACAAUUGAAGCCCUUCAACACCACCGACAUCAAGAUCCUCCUCCUGGAAAAUGUGAAUACGAGUGGACAGAAUAUAUUAAGGGCUCAGGGUUACCAAGUGGAAGCAUUGAAGACUUCAUUGCCAGAGGAAGAGCUGAUCCAAAAGAUUCGGUGAGUUAUUUGUACCCUUACGCCGCGGGGCUCGGUAACCCCUCAUCCAUACAUACUGGAUGACACGUUGGCUGAUUCCAACCCAAUAGCGAUGUUCAUGUCAUUGGAAUCCGUUCCAAGACCAAGCUCUCGGAAAAAGUCCUCCGUGAAGCGAAAAACUUGAUUGUGGUUGGAUGUUUCUGUAUUGGUACCAACCAGGUCGACCUCGAGUACGCCGCACUCCAUGGAAUUGCCGUCUUCAACAGCCCCUUUGCCAAUUCCAGAAGUGUGGCCGAGUUGGUCAUUGCGGAGAUCAUUGUCCUCGCUCGUCAACUGGGUGAUCGUUCAAAUGAACUGCACAAUGGAACCUGGAACAAAGUCAGUGCCAAGUGCUGGGAAAUUCGAGGCAAAACUCUCGGUCAGUGCUUUCACAUGUUUAAUAUAUCUGCUACCAUGACUAACGGUCAGUCAAGGUAUCAUCGGUUAUGGUCACAUCGGAUCACAAUUGUCCGUUCUUGCGGAAGCAAUGGGCAUGAACGUCAUCUAUUACGAUGUCAUCAAUCUUAUGGCAUUGGGAACGGCCAAGCAGGUUCCAACUCUCAAGGACUUGCUCAACGAAGCCGACUUUGUCACUUGCCAUGUUCCCGAGUUACCAGAAACUAGAGACAUGAUUGGAGCAGCCGAAUUGGAGCAAAUGAAGACUGGAAGCUACUUGAUCAAUGCCAGCCGUGGGCAUGUUGUGGAUAUCCCAGCUCUGAUCAACGCCUCUCGAAAUGGUAAAAUUGCUGGCGCUGCACUUGAUGUGUAUCCUAAUGAGCCAGGUGCAAACGGAGAUUAUUUCAACAAUUCCCUCAACUCAUGGGGAUCGGAUCUCUGCAGCCUGAAGAACAUUGUCUUGUCACCCCAUAUUGGUGGAAGCACAGAAGAGGCCCAAAGUGCCAUUGGAGUGGAAGGUGAUUAUGCAAACUACUUUGUGCAAAUAUCUUGCAUUAGCUGACACUGUAAUAGUUAGCGAGGCACUCGUUAGAUAUAUCAAUUCCGGUGUAACUCUCGGAGCAGUAAACUUCCCAGAAGUCAACCUUCGUUCAUUGACUUUGGAUGAGUCAAAUCAUGCCAGAGUAGGCAACCUCUCCUUCCAUUUUUGUGCGUCACUAAUAAAUCUCAGGUCAUCUACAUCCAUCGCAAUGUUCCUGGUGUGUUGAGAAAGGGUAAGCGGCAAGCCACUCUUUCGUGGGUCAGUAUUAACGUAUUUCCAGUCAACGAAAUCCUCGGUGAUCACAACGUCGACAAACAAAUCACCGAUAACAAGGGAGAUGUAUGAUUGCAACUCCACUCAACAUUUGAAAAUAUACUGAUCAUAAAAUAGGUCGCCUAUCUUAUGGCCGAUGUCAGCGAUGUCAACAACAGCGAUCUCAAGGAAAUCUCCGACGCCUUGGAAGCACUUAGCUGUAACUAUUCUACACUCACCAAUUGGAUCACCAGGAGACUAACACUAUCUUCCAGCCCGUAUUCUGACCCGUGUUCUCUAUUGAAAAAAAACUUUUAUGUUAUAGACAUAGUUGGAAGCGAUGAGUAAUGAUCUCAACACACCAAAAAACAAUGGCUGCAUUCAACCGGAGCAUACAGGCGUACUUUUUUCUUUUUGGAAUAAGAAGUGCAUAAUUCUUUUCAA
Molecule: messenger RNA, 2221 nt
Organism: Hymenoscyphus albidus
Lineage: Eukaryota; Fungi; Ascomycota; Leotiomycetes; Helotiales; Helotiaceae
Source: the annotation of a GenBank genome assembly